AUGCUGUACUUAACACCACAUACGUACGUACAUAUCAUGACCAUUAGAAGGCAGAGAUUUCUUUUAUGGUUGAAAGCGUUGCAUCAUUGUCCAAGAGAAGUAUGCAGAUGGUCGAUGAAUGCAUGGAAAGAACAACAAAUUGAUUUGAAUAGACUCAAUGACGACCACCUUCAAAGAAUGUCAUCUACUCAUUUACUUAACAUCUCAUUUCUUAUUUCUGAAAGCAUAAAGGAAACACAAAAUAAUAGGUAA
Messenger RNA from Clunio marinus, 252 nucleotides. The record is from the annotation of a GenBank genome assembly. Lineage: Eukaryota; Metazoa; Arthropoda; Insecta; Diptera; Chironomidae.